AUCUCGCGAGACCUCACUUGCCUUGUCUUCCUUUUCCCGGUGUCCGGCUUUUCUCCCCUCCCCCUCGCCGUGGACGGAGUUUUUCCUUUUCCUACCGAGUCGCCUUGUGGUCGCGGGGAUUUUCCCUCCUGAAGCUGCUCCUGCUGUCGCUUUUGUCCCGACCCCUUCCCGCCGUCCCAUCCCCACCCCUACUCAAGAUGUCAGAGGAUCUAGCAAAGCAGUUGGCGAGCUACAAAGCUCAGCUACAGCAAGUGGAAGCUGCUCUGUCAGGAAAUGGAGACAAUGAAGAUCUGCUGAAACUGAAGAAGGAUUUACAAGAAGUUAUAGAAUUAACCAAAGACCUUCUGUCAACUCAACCUUCAGAAACUCUUGCAAGUUCAGACAGUUUUGCUUCUCCUCAGCCUACUCACUCAUGGAAAGUAGGGGACAAAUGCAUGGCAAUCUGGAGUGAAGAUGGACAGUGUUAUGAAGCGGAGAUUGAGGAGAUAGAUGAAGAAAAUGGCACCGCUGCAAUCACCUUUGCUGGUUAUGGCAAUGCAGAAGUGACUCCGUUGUUGAAUCUCAAGCCUGUAGAAGAAGGAAGGAAGGCCAAGGAGGACAGUGGCAACAAACCCAUGUCAAAAAAAGAAAUGAUUGCCCAGCAGCGUGAAUAUAAAAAGAAGAAAGCAUUGAAAAAAGCACAGAGAAUAAAAGAACUUGAGCAGGAAAGAGAGGAUCAAAAAGUGAAAUGGCAGCAAUUCAACAACAGAGCUUAUUCUAAAAACAAAAAAGGCCAGGUGAAGAGGAGUAUUUUUGCUUCACCUGAAAGUGUAACUGGCAAAGUUGGAGUAGGAACUUGUGGAAUUGCGGACAAGCCUAUGACACAGUAUCAAGAUACAUCUAAAUACAAUGUCAGGCAUUUGAUGCCUCAGUAAUCAAAAAAACUGUUGAAUUUCAUCUCUGCAGGGCUUUACAUUUACCUUUUUAUCCUUAUAUUUUUCUAAAGGUAAAUUAUUUGUUAGAUGAGUAAGGAAAAUACAUUAUUGUCAUUGUUUGACUGCAGCAGAAUGAAACUUGAAGAAAUUACGUUUGAUAACUGCAAUUCAUUCAACUUUUCAUUACUACUUAAACAGUUCCCUCAGAAUUUGUUGAACAAGGCAGGUUUUCUGGGUAAAUGCUGCACAAAUCAGCACUUAGAUGACUUGUUGAUCUUCAGGCCCCCACUUAACUGAUAAUAUAUAAAGACAUUUUUAAGUCAUAACUUGGAAUUUUCAGAUGCUUUGUACUUGACUCAUUCUAACAGUUCAUUGGAACAUCAAGGCAAAACACCAACCUGAUAAGGAGAUCUUUUGUUGUUGUUUUCUCUGAUUUUAAAAACUAGCCGUUGUCCAGACAAGCCCAUGGUUCAUUUAUAAAUGGCAAAGUUUAUUUUUCCUUGAAUAACUGUUUCCCCGGCCUACUAGGCCAUCUCUUCUGUUGAUCCACUUUUUUUUUUUGUCAUUGAGUUUUAAUUUGAUGUAAAAACCGUGUUUGGCUGAGCCCCUUCUAAGGUGUUCAUUGUUUGGUGUUUCCUCUUGUAUUGUUUUUUCCUUUGUUGGUUUUUCAAAUGGCAGUGAUACCAUUUUUUUGGAUGUGUAAUGUUUAUAUGGGAAAACAAAAGCUGAUGUAUAGCCCUGUAUACAGUGUAGAUACUAUUUUUGUAAAAAAACAAAAAGGCUAAAUUAAUGAACAAGAGUACUGAAUGUUUAAUGAUUAAAAUUUUCUUGUAUUUCUUGUGCAUUAAUCUGACCAUAAUUUCCCUGUAUAUUAUGUUCAUGUAGCUGAGUUUGUAAUUUCUGUUAACUAGAUCAAGUUGCCAACUUUAGUUGGUGUGAGCAUCACAGUUAUCCCAAGUGAGUUUAAGCCAAAUACAUGCAUAGAAAAGGGCCUUCUGUUACUGGAAGAAGACAGUUUUUAGGAUAUGUGUUAAUUUUGGUUUUGUAUGUUUAACUUUUAUUAAAAUAAAGUGUUUUUAAAAUCUUGA
Molecule: messenger RNA, 2002 nt
Organism: Nannospalax galili (Upper Galilee mountains blind mole rat)
Lineage: Eukaryota; Metazoa; Chordata; Mammalia; Rodentia; Spalacidae
Gene: Smndc1
Product: survival motor neuron domain containing 1
Exons: 6
Coding region: 198-914 (238 amino acids)
Biological process (GO): mRNA processing; regulation of alternative mRNA splicing, via spliceosome
Cellular component (GO): cytoplasm; precatalytic spliceosome; nucleus
Molecular function (GO): RNA binding
Source: RefSeq, a predicted model, not a curated record